AUGGCAAACUUAAUAUCCGUAGAUCGUGUCCAUGGUAACGUUAAUGACGAUCUUAUUCUCUGUUCAAUAUGUUCGGGUUUAUUAUGGAAACCUGUUGCAUGUAAAUCGUGUGAAAAUCCAUUUUGUUUGUCAUGCAUUCGUCAAUGGUCUCGAAGGAAGACAAACACAUGUCCAUUUAAUUGUAAAUAUGAACAACGUCGAUGUCCACCAUCAAUUAUCACAAUUCUAUCUCGAUUGACAGUUGAAUGUUGUCAUAAAGCACACGGAUGUUCUCAAGUAGUGCCUUAUGAACAACUAGGAAAACAUGAAGAAGAAUGCUUGAAGAAACGAAGAUAUCUCACAUUCAAUAAUAUUCCCGGUGCACGUGAAACUAGUUCAAUGAUACCGAAUGGAUAUGGUGGAUUAGAUUGGGAAAAUGCGGGCUAUAUAUAUGAAUGUUAUGCAAAAAAGACUUAUCCUCUUAGUGGUUAUCGUCAUGGAUAUACUUUUGGAAAAUAUAUUGCUUUUAAUUCAGGUGGUAAUGAAAUGUCAAUAUUAAGUAUUAAUCAAACAACAUUUAAUGUUUAUUCAAUGGAUGUAAAUUCAGUUUACAAUGAUAAUCUAAAAUUGACAAUCGUUGGUCUCCAAGCGGGUGUUGAAUUGUAUACAAAAACUGUUACACUAGAAUUUUCAUACUCACAAACAAUUGAAUUAGACAAUUGGACAAAUAUCGAUCAUUUACUAUUUCAAUCUUCUGGUGGUAGUGCACAUACUGGCUGUAGUAACAGCCCACAUUUUGCAUUGAGUUGUUUGAAUUAUUCAUUGAAUUAA
Molecule: messenger RNA, 810 nt
Organism: Didymodactylos carnosus
Lineage: Eukaryota; Metazoa; Rotifera; Eurotatoria; Philodinida; Philodinidae
Source: the annotation of a GenBank genome assembly